This is a messenger RNA of Sporothrix schenckii 1099-18, 762 nucleotides long. RefSeq lists its product as uncharacterized. The transcript has 2 exons. The record is from RefSeq and is a predicted model, not a curated record. Lineage: Eukaryota; Fungi; Ascomycota; Sordariomycetes; Ophiostomatales; Ophiostomataceae. Bases 1 to 762 code for a protein of 253 amino acids.
AUGGCUGGCUGCGUACUGAUGAGCGGUCUGGCCACGGCCACGACAGGUGCUGGGGAAGGAACCACUGGGGCACGUCUGGCAGCCAGGAGCACCUCAGGUGCUGCCUCGGCUGGUUCAAAGCAACCUUCUUUGUUACAGUUUCAUGAGACAAAGGAACGGCAGGAGCGAGGAACGGCAGGACAAGAGAACAAGUCUCAGGGUUGGAGGAAGGCAACAGAAUACGCACAAGCUCCUAGCAGCCUGGGCAAGACCAUCGCCCAAGCCUUCACCGAGCUCGCCUGGUUUUCUAGAAGGACGCAACGAAGACACAACAUUGGAGAAGUGAGAAGAAAAGCGGGCCACCUUCCCGUGCAACCAAUGACUGUGACCCAACGUGGCAAGUGGGAGACAAAAGUGGCGGCAACCAACGAAAUGAGGUCCCCCAAAGCGACAGGGACGCCCAACACGCCCAGAGACCUAGCCAGAAGCAAGCGGUCCCCCAUUUCCCUCUUCUCUCCCGGCUCCUUUCCCACCGCUCAGCAGAAAAUUUCCCUGGCGUCCCCCAAAGGAAAUCUCGACCCCGCCGCCAAAAUUCCCAUACUAAAAUUUACUUCCCAACCCUCUUCGCCGUCUCCCUACUUCACCUCCUCUCCCUUUCACCACAUCUCUCUUUCUCUCCUUACGCUCCUACGUCCAUUUCUUCAUCCUCCCCGAAUCGACGAUUUGCGACCAAACGAACACCGACCUCCUGUUCGUCCCGAGGUCUUCCAUUGUCGACUCUGA